Actinia tenebrosa (Australian red waratah sea anemone) is the source of this 2291-nucleotide messenger RNA. RefSeq lists its product as uncharacterized. Lineage: Eukaryota; Metazoa; Cnidaria; Anthozoa; Actiniaria; Actiniidae. The record is from RefSeq and is a predicted model, not a curated record.
GCUGCAAGGGAUGGAGUCAAGUGGGAGAUCAGUGUACCAAAGCUAUUUGUACUCAGCCAUGUGUGAACGGCACGUGUACCAAACCAGAUAAUUGCACAUGUAAUCCAGGUUACUAUGGAAACCAGUGUGAUAGAGACUGUCCUUCACAUAAAUGGGGACAACACUGUAGACAUGACUGCCUCUGUCAAAACAAUGCAACGUGCUCUUCUCACACUGGUAUCUGUACGUGUACCCCAGGGUGGGAGGGACAGUACUGCAACAAGACAUGUGACUAUGGUUACUACGGUAGCAAAUGUCAAAACAACUGUACUUGUCAGAAUGGAGGUACAUGUGACCCUGUUGAUGGUAACUGCACAUGCGCAGCUGGAUUUCAAGGAGAGAGUUGUCAAUUCUCCUGUGAAGAAGGAACAUAUGGUUUCUGUUGUGCGAGCAACUGCUCAUGUCAAAACAAAGGCGUGUGUUCAAACAUCGAUGGAUCUUGUGUUUGUACCCCUGAGUAUACCGGCAAGAUUUGCGAGUGCACUAUUAAAAAUGGCCUUGUUGGGCAACUGGGGUAUCUGUGAUCCUUUCAGUGGAGGUUGUGUAUGCAAAUCUGGAAGUAUUGGUCGAGUUUGUCGUCGUUCCCAGUGCCCAAACGGCACGUACGUCCCAGGAUGCAACGGGAACUGUAAAUGUAACAACAGUGCAACAUGUUACCAUGGCAACGGGUCAUGUGACUGUCUACCGGGAUGGACUGGCGAUAAUUGCACCAACACGUGUCCAUCCGGUUACUAUGGUAACAGCUGCCAAUCAAAGUGUCAGAUAUGUAAAAAUGGAACGUCAUGUGAGCCAAUCACUGGAGAAUGUUCUUGUGUAGGGGAGUGGCAAGGGAAAGUCUGUGUCACCAGAUUCAACUCAACUAAAUCUCAACAGAUCAAGUCCCAUCCAUUCGUAAACACUCCACUAAUUCUAGGCAUCUUUGGUGGUUUUCUUCUUCUUUUCUUGAUCUCUGUUGCGCUUGGCUGCUAUGUCUACCGGAGGCAAAAGCCAGUCUACAAAGUACACUCCACUAAGGUGAUUUUUACUUCAUCGAACCAGCCGCAAGCUGUCAUUGGUCGUGAUAAUCCUUUAAGAAUUCACGAAGAGAAAAAAGAUUUGGACGAAAAUGCCUUUUCAGUCCCUCUCAGAAAUUUUAGUGAGAAUUUCUGUGCCUUGUCAAGAGAAAGCUGGCAAAAUGGCGUUAAUCACGCGACUAAUUUCGAUAAUGUGGAUGAUGUUAAUCAAGUGCAUGAAGUGGAAAACUCACAGGCUAACGAUGACGUCCAGAACAGUGAUGACGUUUUUGAUGAUAGUGAGGUCAUUGAUGAUAGUGACGUCAUUGAUGUUAGUGACGUCGUUGAUGAGGAUGACGUCAUUGAUGGCGAUGACGUGCCAUAUGUCAUGGAUGGUAUUGAUGGCAUGGAUGGUGUUGCUGGCGUGGAUUGUGUUGUCAUGGGUACUCACUCCGUGAACAAGCGCUGUCCCACAACUGCACUGGAUCAACAUAUUUACGAGCCUGUAUUCCUCAAAGGGCAGCAAACUCAGUCGACCAGAGGCAGCCCAGUAACCGUCACGUAUGACAAUACUUGCUUCGAUAUUCUCGAAGAUGAGUCCGAGUGUCUGUACGAUACAGUUAAUGGCGCCCUUGAGGACACAAAGACGUCUUCCUGCGAAAGUGAAAGCCUUCGUAGCUGGAAGGAUAUGUACGAGAAUGUUGCUGGAGAUUUUGGUGAGCUCACUGGCCAAGAUGAUAAGUUAGAUGACGACACUAGUGACAACACAGAAGCCUAAAGUGAAAAAAAACCAUAUCACUAUCAAGUGAACAUGGUACUUUUUUUUAAUUUUAUUCAAUUUGUUUAAUAUAUCUUUCUCCAAGAGAUUUGGGCGCCAUGUUUAGGGACACAGUGGCUGUAAUUAUAAAUACGCCUACUCGAUCCAUAUUUGUAGUUCAAAAGCCAACAAUAAUACAAGGUCAAAGUAGUGAAAUUAACAUUUCUAACAUUGGUGAUAAUUAUAUGCAAUGGCUAAUUUUAGAAGUAAUCCAGUCCCUGUCAGAAAUGCCAAUCCCUUUUCUUGCUUCAAUGGACGACAAAACAGGUCGCCCAUUGCAAGAUCGUAGCGUCGCGGCUGGCUGAAGAACAAUAAAUUACGUCAGUCAUGGGAGGGGGUUCCCCUGACCUCACCACAUUUUCCAUGACAUUUCAGAUUCAAUUUUUCAAAUUUCUUUCGGUGUUGGUACCUUGUUUCUACAACUUGUAAAUUUCUACAGUAGA